Messenger RNA from Oncorhynchus nerka (sockeye salmon), 1547 nucleotides. Its product is annotated as somatomedin-B and thrombospondin type-1 domain-containing protein. The transcript has 6 exons. Lineage: Eukaryota; Metazoa; Chordata; Actinopteri; Salmoniformes; Salmonidae. Bases 600 to 1391 code for a protein of 263 amino acids. The record is from RefSeq and is a predicted model, not a curated record.
AACUCAGUAGGAGAGAGAGAGGGAGGAACUCAGUAGGAGAGAGAGAGAGAGAGAGGGAGGAACUCAGUGAGAGAGAGAGAGAGAGAGAGAGAGAGAGAGAGAGAGAGAGAGAGAAUCUCAGGUUUGGUGUGUGGUUAGUCUACAAGCAGUCGGGGCGGAAACACUAGACAGACAGACUGACUGAGUGACUGAUCUGUGUGUGAACAGUGGAGCUGAGCUGUGUUUGUGGAAUGACGCUUUUCUUCAGCUCAACCUGCUGGUAAACAGAAGGGCUGUGUGGACGCAGGAAUUUCAGGUCACGAGGACUCCAGCAGCAGAGCAGUGGUCGGAGAAGUGUUGUAGUUAAUCUGAGCUGGGGUAGGGAGUAUGUCUACUGUGUCCUGCUUGAUUGAAGAUUGUCCCUGUCCUUCUUACUCUGACAGUAUGGGAGAUCUGAAAACACACUGAGUAGAAGACACACACACACUCACACAGAGAGACUCUAGACGCGGAGACGACACACACACAUUGUAAUUUUGGAGAGACUAUUUCAGCCUCUUGUGGAAUCCUUGGAGGUCCCAACUUCCCCCCCCCCCCCCCUUGUAUUUUUGUCCCUGACGAUGGCGUCAGCCGUGGAUUAUGUGUUGUUGCUGGUAGCUGCCGUGCUGGGACCGUACCACGUUGGGGUGGAAGGAGGGUGCGCUGGGAAGUGCUGCCGGGGUUCAGACAUCACCUGUUCAACGGCAGACUGGAGGAUGGACCGUGUGUUCGGCACCUGCUACUGCGACGAGGGCUGCCUCAGGACCAAAGACUGUUGCUAUGACUACCCCACCGAGUGCCCAGCCCAGUCGUGUGUGGUGACUGACUGGAGUCACUGGAGCGGUUGUGCCCAGCCCUGCCAGCGGUCCAGGAGGGUCCGGCAGCGCCACAUUGAGCAGGAGCCCAGGAACAGUGCAGAUCCAUGUCCCAGUCUGGAGGAGCAGGCUGGCUGCAUGGACUACCAGUCAAACCAUGGAGAGAUCUGCACUCAGAACACAGGUCCAGCUUUCAUCACCACCAGGGAGUUUGGUAAAGGAAGAACAAAGCCUGACAUCUACGGAGCACCUCUGUACCCUGGGUUCUGUAUGGAGUAUAAGAUGGAGUCUCUGACUACCCACUGUACGGUGGAGAACAGACCACACACCCACUGGAUGCAGUACCUACGUGAGGGCUACACGGUGUGUGUGGCGUGCCAACCCCCCGCCAUGCGUAACCAUAGCGGCAGCUGCCAGGGAGACGGACAAGAAUCCAACAGUGAGGAGCUGCUCCAUUGGCAGGCUGUGGGGAACUCUGGCUGUCGUGGAACGUGGAAGAAGGUCCAGAGAACAGCAUACUGCUCCUGUCCUCACGUCCACAGCUUCCUCUUCAUAUAAACACACAGGAAGUCUUACUUGCGGUCCUACUUGCACCCGUAUUCCCUAUAUGGUGCACUACUUUAGACCAGAGCCCUAUGGCACCCUAUUUCCUAUAUAGUGCACUACUUUAGACCAGAGCCCUAUGGCACCCUAUUCCCUAUAUAGUGCACUACU